This is a messenger RNA of Colossoma macropomum (tambaqui), 771 nucleotides long. It is a transcript of the gene ccdc172, whose product is annotated as coiled-coil domain containing 172. Lineage: Eukaryota; Metazoa; Chordata; Actinopteri; Characiformes; Serrasalmidae. The record is from RefSeq and is a predicted model, not a curated record. The transcript is spliced from 8 exons. Bases 1 to 771 code for a protein of 256 amino acids. Gene Ontology annotation, cellular component: cytoplasm.
AUGAGUCUGGAUUCUCUGUUUCAGCAGAUUUUACUGACUGAGCAACAGGUGUCAGAGAACACUCGUCAGCUUCAUGAAGUAAAAGCUGCUAUCAUCAGGACUCAGGAGAAGAUAAAGUGCUUUACUGAAAAGCUGGAAAAUGCACUUAUUGAACUGGAUGAGAAGGCUCAGCUCCAGUCAGAAGCCACUCUGCAGCUGUAUCUGAUAAAGAAGCGGCAAGAGCAGAUAGAGAAGAAAAGAGAGGACUUGCAAAAGCAGCAGAAUGACCUCAAACAGGAGCUGGACCGACUGAAGAGAGAAUCUGCGGAGGAGAAAGAGAAAUUUAUGAGGGAGAUCACAGCCUUUAACAAUGACUUUAACCUGCUGAAGAAGAGGGAUGUUGUGUUCCAAAGCCAGACCAGAUCUGAGAUACUGAGUCUUCAACUGGAAGCUGACACACUCAAGAAAGAGAUGCAGAUGAUGAGGCAGGAGAAUUCAUGGCUGGUUUCCAUGCAGGCAGAGCAGGGAGCACUGGAGAUGGAGCUUCAGGAGGUGCAGUCAAAGCUUGCAGAGCUGGAGAGAGAGCUGGAUGAGGCACGAGCUCUGUCUGAGUCUCUGAAGGCAGAGAGGCUCACAGCCAGUCAGAAACCACUGACAGACAGCACCUGCCUCAGACUGAAGAAAGAGCUAGAGGCGCAUAAGGAAGGAGAGCUGGAGCUGCUUCGUGAGGCCCUCAGCACAGAAAUUCAGUUCCUCCGUUUGAAAUUAUCACAGAAGGGCAGCGUGUGCUGA